AUGUCUUUGAAUGUACUAUCAGGGAUCGCAGUUCUUCUAAUCCUUCGUCUCCUGUUCGAAUAUCAUCGCGGCCGAAAACUCCCUCCAGGUCCACGCGGCCUCCCACUGAUUGGCAACAUUCAUCAAGCCCCUCAAGAUCACCCCUGGCGAGUGUAUGACCAAUGGAGCAAGAAGUACGGACCGCUCAUGAGCGCCCAAUUUGGCCGGCAAACCAUGAUCCUCAUCGCAGACGCAAAAAUAGCCCGUGAACUGCUCGACAAACGGGGCAGCGUCUACAGCGACCGACCGCGGAUGGUCAUGGCAAGCGAGAACGUGACAAAGGGCAUGCAUUUGCUGCUGCGGCAGUAUGAUGAGCGGUACCGGCUGCAUCAGCGCAUGGAAGCCCCAGUGUUGAGUCCGCGUGCGUCGCCGACAUAUUUCCCCCUGCAGGAUCUGGAAAGUAAACAGCUUCUGCAUGAUCUGCUUUCCUCGAAUGACUUCUGUAAGCAUUUCGAGCGGUUCUCUACCAGCGUGGUGUAUAGUCUCGCAUACGGGAUCCGGCUGCCAACCGGCGACGAGCAGGACAUUCAGGAUCUUCGGCACAUCGUGCAUAAUUUUACUUAUGCCGCGCGCGUGGGGACAUGGAUUGUCGAUGCCAUUCCUUUGUUGAAUCGCUUGCCUGCGUGUCUCGCGCCGUGGAAACGCACCGCAGAGGAACUGUUCCAGCUUGAGGCCGCGCUGCACCUCAAAAACAUGGAUAUCGGGCUCAAAAGCAAGUCCUGGAACUGGACCAAGGAGCUUGCCAGGUCCAAGCAGGCGCAAGAAAUGAAUAAGCUCGAGUUCGCGUAUGAUGUGGGUAUUCUCACGGAUGCAGGGUACGAGACUACCGCGACCGUCAUGCGUGUUUUCGUUCUAGCUGCACUGGCCUAUCCUUCCUUUAUUGCCAAAGCGCAGAAAGAGCUCGAUGAUGUUGUUGGACCGGAUCGACUACCUACGCUGUCAGACAAGGAAAACCUGCCCUACAUCCAAGCUCUGAUAGAAGAAACCCUGCGCUGGCGAAGCAUCGUUCCUGGCGGUGUACCUCACGCUUCCGCAAAAGAAGACACUUAUUUAGGCUACCGGAUCCCCAAAGGAGCGACCAUCGUCCCGCUACAUUGGUCCAUGAGUAUGCAUGAGGAGCACUUUGAGAACCCGACGGAGUUUCAUCCCGAGCGCUGGCUGGAUUCGGAGCCUGAAGGGCGCUUUACCAACUUCUUUGGGUACGGGAGACGUGUCUGCACUGGGCGACACAUUGCCCGGAACUCGUUGUUCAUCCUUAUGGCGCGGAUUCUGUGGGGGUUUGAGAUUCGAAAUGCAAUGGAUGUGGAUGGGAGGCCGAAGGCUAUUGAUGAUAUGGCGUUCAACUCAGGGUUCGUGUCUGUGCCGGAUCCUUUUGGGGCAGUGUUUGUGCCACGCAGCGAGCGCGCGAAGAUGGUUGUUGAGAAGGAGUGGGAGGAUACCGAGAAGGAUAUAAACGUGUUGAUGGAUUCGAUCAGGGAGCAGCAGAGGUCGAUUGGAUUGGAGGUGCGUGCAUAA
Messenger RNA from Aspergillus thermomutatus, 1554 nucleotides. RefSeq names its product cytochrome P450. Gene Ontology annotation, molecular function: heme binding; oxidoreductase activity, acting on paired donors, with incorporation or reduction of molecular oxygen; monooxygenase activity. The record is from RefSeq and is a predicted model, not a curated record. The transcript has a single exon. Lineage: Eukaryota; Fungi; Ascomycota; Eurotiomycetes; Eurotiales; Aspergillaceae. The coding region runs from base 1 to 1554 and encodes 517 amino acids.